CAUACCUCCUACUCCUCAUACACUUCAUACACUUCAUUGUUCCCCAUAUCUCUCUCUCCGUCCUUCUCAGCACAUCAUCGACCUCCAGCCGCAAUCAUGGCCUCUCCACAGCAACUCCGCACGGUGACGACCGAUCUGCUCAAGAUCAACCACCCCGUGAUGCUCGCCGGUAUGAACGUCGCCGCUGGUCCCAAGCUCGCCGCCGCAGUCACCAACGCAGGCGGUAUUGGUGUUAUUGGUGGUGUCGGCUACACUCCAGACAUGCUGCGAGAGCAGAUUGCAGAGCUCAAGAGCUUCCUGGACGACAAGAAUGCUCCCUUCGGCGUUGAUCUCCUGCUCCCACAGGUUGGUGGCAGCGCACGAAAGACCAACUACGACUACACCAAGGGCAAGCUCGACGAGUUGAUUGACAUUACAAUCGAGUCCGGCGCCCGUCUCUUCGUCUCUGCUGUCGGUGUCCCACCAAAGCACGUUGUGGAGAAGCUCCACAAGGCUGGAGUGCUCUACAUGAACAUGAUCGGACAUCCUAAGCACGUCAAGAAGUGCCUUGAUCUGGGCGUGGAUAUGAUUUGCGCACAGGGAGGAGAAGGUGGAGGCCACACGGGAGAUGUCCCAACUACUAUCCUGAUCCCUGCAGUUGCUAAGCUCUGCGAAGGGCACAAGAGCCCUAUGACCGGCAAGCCCGUUCAGGUGAUUGCAGCAGGUGGUAUCUUCAACGGACAGUCUCUCGCAGCUGCUCUUGCUCUUGGCGCUAGCGCUGUGUGGGUCGGAACACGAUUCAUUCUUGCAGAAGAAGCCGGAGCACCAAAAGCACACCAAGAAGCUGUCCGAACGUCGGGCUUCGACGACAACAUCCGCACUAUCAUCUUCACCGGCCGACCCCUCCGCGUGCGCAACAACCCAUACAUUAACAACUGGGAGGUGAACCGACAGAACGAGAUCAAGGAGCUUACAAGCAAGGGGACAAUUCCCGUAGAAUGGGACAUGGAGCGUCUGGGUGAUGACAUUGACGAUGAAACGAUGGACAAUGCACGACCUUUCUUAAUGGGCAAGGCCGCUGCUGUAGUGAAUGACAAGAAGCCAGCACGACAGAUUGUGGACGAACUUGUUGGUGGCGCCGUCGAGUGGAUCUCGAGAAACAACUCGUGUAUUGUGAGCAAGAGCAAGUUGUAGAUUAUAUGCAUCAUGAAACCUUUGCAGCGACUUGUGCAGCUUCUCGUAGCUUGGGCUGUGCCAGGAUAUGGAUGGUAGCCUAAGGCACUCAAGAUUUUUGACUUCAC
Molecule: messenger RNA, 1280 nt
Organism: Sphaerulina musiva SO2202
Lineage: Eukaryota; Fungi; Ascomycota; Dothideomycetes; Mycosphaerellales; Mycosphaerellaceae
Product: NPD-domain-containing protein
Exons: 4
Coding region: 97-1173 (358 amino acids)
Molecular function (GO): nitronate monooxygenase activity
Source: RefSeq, a predicted model, not a curated record